GCGGCGCUGGGACGCUGUCAGUCACAGGUAAAGCAGGGCAAAAAAAAAAAGAAAAAAGUUGUCUGAAAAGCAACGCAGCUCAUAGAGAGCCUGAGCUGAUGGCACAGCUAUGCGGAGGGACAGCAUCGCGCCAGCGGAUUUAGCAGCGACUUGUUUCCGCGGGGAUGCGAGCGAGAACGCGGCACUCAAGCGGAGCUCAAAGUUCAUCCACGGAUGAUCUGACACCCAUCUUCUCUUCCCGACCCGCCUCAAGCCGUCACUUUGUUGAAACUUUCGCAACCUGAACAUGGCCGUUCGUGGCAACUCGCUCAUGCCCUUCUCUAUCCAGGCCAUCCUGAACAAGAAGGACGACGGCAGACACUUGCCCGAUUUGGACGUGUGCUUCUCUAAGACUACGUGCUGGAAAAUAUUCGGGGACGUGCACGCCGCUUCCGGGGAGCCGCCCGAGAAGGGCUACGACUCGGACUCGGGGUUGAGCGAGGACAACGAGGGUAAAGCGCUCAGGGUCGCGCACGGCCUGCAGCCAGAGAAAGACACCGGGACCGCAUCGGAUGUGCCCGAGGAGAGCCCGCAGGAGGAGACCGACCAGGAAUCCGCAGCCGUGGACAACACCAAGAGUGACAGUGAGCUCAAUAACGCAGCGGAUUGUGGCUGCGUCGCCGACGAGAAGACCGCCGAGCAGCCCAAGGCGAGGAAGAAGCGCUCGCGGGCAGCCUUUUCCCACGCGCAGGUCUUCGAGCUGGAGCGCCGCUUCAACCACCAGCGGUACCUCUCUGGACCCGAGCGUGCCGACUUGGCUGCCUCCCUCAAGUUGACAGAGACUCAGGUCAAGAUCUGGUUCCAGAACCGCCGCUACAAGACCAAGCGCCGUCAAAUGGCCGCCGACCUGAUGGCGUCCACGCCGGCUGUCAAGAAGGUAGCUGUCAAAGUGCUGGUGCGUGACGACCAGAGACAAUACGGCCCCGGGGAGGUGCUGCGGCCCCCACUGCUCUCCCUGCAGCCCUCCUACUACUACCCGUACGCGUACUGCCUACCCGCGUGGACACUCUCGUGUACGGGGAAUCCGUGAAAACACGGCGGACUUUAUUUAUUUGCAGACUUUAUUUUGGGGCGGUGGGGGGGUGCAUGAGGAAUUUUGACAGCCCAUUUUUCCACCCCCAAACGGAAACCGAAGCGGAAGUCAAUUACAGGACCUAAUUGGACAUUUGUUGGUUUAUAUAUUUACAUCCUACCUCUGCAGUGAUUGACAGGUGUUGUUUUUUGACUUUUCAUUAAGUUGCAGACUGUGUGUUUACUCCCCCACUCCCCUCUCUUAUUUUCUUGCUGUAUUUGUAAAGGUAAGAUAUUUUCAGCACUUUUUUGAAAGCAUUUACAAAGCAAAAAUCCAUCCUUAAAAUGUAACCUGUGCUUUGUCUUGUGUUUUGAAUGGUACAAAAAUAUUAAAACAUAUCAGUUUACUAUCA
Molecule: messenger RNA, 1463 nt
Organism: Syngnathus typhle (broad-nosed pipefish)
Lineage: Eukaryota; Metazoa; Chordata; Actinopteri; Syngnathiformes; Syngnathidae
Gene: nkx3-2
Product: NK3 homeobox 2
Exons: 2
Coding region: 287-1069 (260 amino acids)
Biological process (GO): cell differentiation; regulation of transcription by RNA polymerase II
Cellular component (GO): nucleus
Molecular function (GO): RNA polymerase II cis-regulatory region sequence-specific DNA binding; DNA-binding transcription factor activity, RNA polymerase II-specific
Source: RefSeq, a predicted model, not a curated record